AGAGACAUGAGUCCCAGCCCAGCAGCGCUCAGCUCCGCUCAGCAGCAGAUGACUGCGUCCGUGCCUCCUGCCACCGGGGCUCCGCUGGAGCAGCACCAAAUGCUGAUCCUCUCCGUCGGAAAGUUUUUUUAUUGCACACGCAGGCAGAGUUAAUUUUUAAUUCAAGCAGCUUUCGUCAAAGGAGUGUUUCAUGGCUCGAUGUUGAUAUAUACGACCCCCCCCAAAACCAAUCGAAUCCGAGAAGCAAGGAAAUAGCAGCCUGGCUCACCUUCACACAGAGCGGUCACAGACACAGAUUCACAGAUUCCCUGGUGUGGGAAGCUGCAUCACAUCCAUCCAAAAUCAAGUCUCUCUCUGCAUGAAGCCUCACCGUGACUCUGACUGAGUUUGAGUGCAGCUGUUCUAAAACUGCCAUGUCAUCAAAAACCCAGAGCUCCAGUAGCAUGGCCCAAGCCAGACGAACGGUGCAGCAGCUGAGGAUAGAGGCCAGCAUCGAGAGGGUAAAGGUGUCCAAGGCUUCGUCCGAUCUAAUGCGCUACUGUGGGGAACAUGCGAAGAACGACCCGCUGCUGAUGGGCAUUCCCGCUUCAGAAAACCCUUUCAAGGACAAGAAGCCUUGUACUGUUUUGUAAGAAUAACACUUUAACGUUUACUGCUUUUCAUUUUGAUUCUUUUUGUGGGAAACAGCGCGUAAUACUGUUCACAACUCGCCUUAAGGCCAGUGUGUCCCCUUGCUCCCGUAGUUACAUUCCACUCAGUUCUCGCACUGUUGUUACACCAAAGAACAGGCAGAUGUCUGAAACUAUGGCCUCAGACUUCACAUGCAGCUCUAACGCAGAUCAGUGAGAGCUCUCAUGCUCAACAGUGGCUUCUGUUCCUUUUUGACCUUGGUCUGAGAGGAGCCACUCUAAUUAUCUCAGCGUGCAUAAACACUGUUUAACCAUCUGUUUAAUCAGAUCUUUUGAAGUUUCACUGCUGUCUUUCAUCAGGCUAACGUCAGGAAACGUUUGGAGCAGUUUGCUCGCUGCUGAUAAUGAGCAUCCAACAUAAUGGUAUCCUGUCCAUCCCACUCCACCACUGCUGCUCUUGCUCAUAUUUUUUCCUUUAUUGCAGAUAGAAAUAAUAAACUUUAAGUGUCAGACUCAACCCGAGCAUGUGCAAAUUGAACAAUCAAAUUAUGCAUAAGUAUUCUUUAAAGGUUUUCCUUAAGAGCUUAUUCCCUCCAAGCCAACUGUGCCACCUAAUUCUACCUGCUGUUGGUAAAGACAUGACCCACCUAACGCUUUUGCUCUCUAAACAAAAAAUACAGGAUUUUUUUGUUUUGUUUUGUUUUAUUUCCCUAGUUGUUUCUUGCUUUGUGCAGAGCUGAUUCCUCUUCCUGACUUUGAAAAUCUGUAAACACCAGAUGACUGUUAUAUUCUGGGAUUGAAACAUUCCAUUUUUACACUCACUCUAAAACCUCUUUCAAUUUUUCUACUCGUUAGUUUGCUUGUGGGUGCGACUAAUUCUGCUAUUUUACCAGCCAGGGCCUUAAUGAUGAAGUAACCUGCCUUAACCUACUGAACUGACUACCUUCUGGUCAUGUGCUGUCAUCUAGGCUCAUACUGUGAAAAACAAAGAUCCUUGAGGUGAAGGGAGGAUAUGCUUCUGUAUCCCUGUGUAUGAUGUCAUAUUUCUAAAUGUCCAGUAAGCAGUUGCUUUAAGAUAUCUGUCAUGUACAUACAUGUGGUGUGGUGUGUAUGUCUUUGAACCACUGUAUCUGCUUGCUUGUGACUGUUUAAUGUACUCCACAAGACAGUGUAUCAUUCAAUAAAACCUCAAGUCUGAUUUUCAGUUUUGCAAAUGAAUAAAAAACUGAACUUGUG
This is a messenger RNA of Betta splendens (Siamese fighting fish), 1865 nucleotides long. It is a transcript of the gene gng12b, whose product is annotated as guanine nucleotide binding protein (G protein), gamma 12b. Lineage: Eukaryota; Metazoa; Chordata; Actinopteri; Anabantiformes; Osphronemidae. Gene Ontology annotation, biological process: G protein-coupled receptor signaling pathway. Gene Ontology annotation, molecular function: G-protein beta-subunit binding. The record is from RefSeq and is a predicted model, not a curated record. The transcript has 4 exons. The coding region runs from base 414 to 632 and encodes 72 amino acids. Gene Ontology annotation, cellular component: heterotrimeric G-protein complex.